Messenger RNA from Arabis nemorensis, 534 nucleotides. Lineage: Eukaryota; Viridiplantae; Streptophyta; Magnoliopsida; Brassicales; Brassicaceae. The record is from the annotation of a GenBank genome assembly.
AUGUUAAGGCCUAAGAGAGGAAUUCAACCACAGAUUCUUGAGGACGAGGAUUUCAGGGUCUUUUUGAUGUUCGGUCCGAAUGUUGAUGAUGAGGGAAUGAUUAUGGGCAAGUUGAAGUCUGUGUUCAUCAGGGUCCACUCUUCUGGGACAAGCCAAGGGCUCAUCUUCCUCGUGGACGGCCAUGAUGAUACUAUUUCGAAUGCCAAGUCCGAGCUCCGAAACAUCCUACAACAAUCGUCGGGAAAGAAGAAUCCCCUUCUUAUUUUGGCUAUCAAGAAAAAUCUUGUUGAUGGCUUGAGUGAUAAGGAUAUCGCUGAUAAGCUUGAACUUCCUUCUCUCGAGGGAAUAAAAUGGCAAGUCCAGAGCGUAUGUACCCUUGAGGAUGAAGGAUUCACAAAAGGAAUUAGCUGGCUGCGACCAAGCAUUAAGGAGCACGAGAUUGAUCCAACAUGCCCUAAGGAGAGACCCGAGGGAAAGAGCGAGAGAUGUAAAAAGAUAGAAGAAGUAGCUCAAGAAAAUCCUAACAGUCCCUAA